GACUGUACAGUAUUUGUCGAGUUGAUUUAUUGAAUUAAUAAAGAGGGCGCCACCAUCAUCUUCAUCACCAUCAUCAUAUGGGUUCAUAAAGGGGCGGUAGAGACUGUCUAAUGCACAUUUAUGACAGGUGUCAUUUCACUCAUGAACCAACCUUGAGAAAACAAACCACUCAUGACAGGUUAUUAGCAUUUGUUUUCAGUGUAACUGGAUGGAUGUCGCGGAAUAUGCGCGUUGACAAUAAUGCCUGCAAAAGACCCGCUUAUCGAAACACUUAAAGUGUGACUACGCCUUUAUAUAAAUGUGACGCUCAUGGUGUAAGAUGCUGAGAAACAAGCAAGACAUCAUGCAACAGCAAAAUACAUCUGUCUGAUACAUGUGCACAUUUACCGACUAUUAAAAAGCAGCUCAGAAGGAACGGCCCACUGUAUUCCUGGGGUAAACACACACAGCUGUGGUGAGCUCCAGGGCAACCAAGUAUGCCAGUGUGUACUGUUUUGGUCUGGGGUAAUGAAGCAAGUGUGCAUUCUGAAUUUGAAAUUGGAUGGCACUGUGACUGACUCCAACCCACACCUGGCAUCCUGCUGUGAGCUCCUGGAACUUAUACUGCGAAAGGGACUACAGCAGCCUGUUCUCAGUUUGGCACAUAGAGAUUACUGGCAUUGUUUUGAACAGCUUCUACAGCACGACACAUGUGGGAGGUUGAGUUCAGUUUCUUUGGCCGUGCAGCAGACAACAGCCUGCAGCAAACUCAUAACCUCUCAAGGCCGAGGACGCUUCUUCAUACGGCUCAUGCUGAUGAGGAGAACCCUGGGAAAUGUAAUAAAACACCUGCUGCACACAAACAGAGUAAUUGAGUGGUAUUGCCCUAAUGUUGCCAUUCUGAGAAAUGAGGAGUUUGUUGAACCGUUUCUUUCGCUGUCUAUGGUGCUGUCAGAAAUGAACUUUAAAAUAAGUAUUGAGAACUGCAGCUUCCUGGAUGAAAGCUGGCUUCUUCCGGUGUGUCAAAUCUAUGAAGCUGUUCCCUGUCGGGAGCUGGGGAUGGUGCUCAGGUACUUAGAUGGACGCGUGUUUGUACUAGACCUGCUUCAGGGUAGUCAAGCUCAGGUGGAUAUGUUUGCCGAGCCUGGUGACAUCAUUGAUGAAAUCAAUGGGAUAUCACUGAGGAAUGCUAGCAAUGGGCAGGCAGGUGUGGUUCUGUCUAAGCUGAAGAGUCAGCCCCUUUCCAUUCACUUGAUACGCUGGAGAGGAGAAGAUGGGUCUAUCUAUCAGCCGCUGAUCAAACACUUACAGCAACUCAAACAGGAAAAGCCCUCACUUCAGUUCGGGCCAAAACCAGCCUCUCAGCAAGACAGAACCGCGGGUCAGAAGAAAGGGCAGACGCAGUGUGUGAAAGAUGGCAGGAUCCUGUACGCUGUGCACCUCUUAGGAAAAGCAAACAUAGGAAUGUAUGGGGGUAAAGAAGUCCUGCAGCAUGCCAUUCCUGUGGUUUUGGAGAGCAGACAGGCAAGAAAGGAAGUACUGCUGGAUGUUAAGGAAACUCAUCUUACUUGCAUAGACAAGUCCAAUAAGCAGGAGCUGUUUCAACAUCACUUCCCUGAGAUAUCAUGUGUUGGGAGAUUUGGAAGCCAACCUGAUUUAACCAUUUUUGCUUUUUGUGUACUAGAUACACCGCAAGCAGGCAAAGCAUCAGGCUUCUGUUGUGUGGUCCUGCAGGCUGCCACAAGCAGUGAGUGUGAAGAGAUUGUGAACCGUGUAGCCGCUGGGUUCAAACAUACAGAAUGGUUCGUAUGAAAAUUCAGAACUUGAGUGAAUUGGACAUCUUCUGAAGUGUGCAUCAUGUGUUUCUAAGCACAAUAUAUAUAAUGCAUUGUUAUAUAUUUCAAUAAAUUCUAACAAUAUAGUUUAUAUAGUAUACUGUAUAUGAUAGAUAAAACCUUAUUGUAAUAUGCUGUAUUUGUGCAGUGUUGUUUUGAUAGAAAUACAUGAAACACUGAGUCUCUUUUUAUUACAAGAUUUUUUUUUCACACAAUACAUAA
Messenger RNA from Labeo rohita (rohu), 2036 nucleotides. RefSeq lists its product as uncharacterized. The transcript is spliced from 17 exons. The record is from RefSeq and is a predicted model, not a curated record. Gene Ontology annotation, molecular function: protein binding. Lineage: Eukaryota; Metazoa; Chordata; Actinopteri; Cypriniformes; Cyprinidae. The coding region runs from base 508 to 1791 and encodes 427 amino acids.